AUGGAUAACACAAAUAACCAAAAAAUCGAAGGAAAUAAUUACAUGAGGGGAAAUCAAAUAAACGGAGAACUAAGAAAAAAAGUUCUCAACAUUCUUCGCGCUACCUUAACCAAAUCGAAUCCGAUUGCAGAGCAAUGUUUUACUCGUGCAAAGUCUAUUGAAGACGAUUUAUAUAAGACAGCCAAUAAUGAGACGGAGUAUCGGAAUUUAUUGUCUCGUAAAUUAGCUGAGUUGGAUCCUCAUAAUUAUCGAAAUAUGGCUCAGCAACAAAUAGCUGAACAACGAAGAUCUCAAGGGCAACAACAGCUGCUGCUGCCGCAACAACAAAAUCCGAGUCAAAUAAUGUUGCAGCAACAAUUGACUCAAAGACAACAAAUGCAAACUGAACGAAUUGCUGCUCAACAACAGCAGCAACAAAUACAACAGAUAUUCCAAAAUUUACAGCAAUUUAAUCCGCCGCCGCAGCCGUUAACCAUCCAACAAUUAAAUCAACAGCAGCAGCAGCAACAAAUAUUACAAAGACAACGAUUUCCCCAACGACCUACUCAACAAUCUCUUCAAUUAACUCGACAGCAGCAUCAGCAAUAUAAUCAACCACAACUAGCACAAUUAACUCCACAGCAAUUUCAAAUGCUACAAAAUCAAUAUCAAUUGCAAUUGGCUCUUCAACUGGAAUAUCAACAACAAGUGGCUGCUCAACUGCAGCAGCAAGCUCCAUUAACCUCUUUUAUGACUGCCUCGCCACAAAUGUCUCCUCAUCAACAACAUCCACAACCAAUUUGUUCGUUAAAAAACCAACAACAAUACAUGAAUCCUCCAUUAAAUUUUUUACCGCAAGUAAAUACCAGUUCAGUAAAUCUUGGUGGAAUUCAUAAUGUAGCAGCAACAUCUACGUCAAAUCUAAUUAACAUUAAUCAAGCUCCUUUCCAGAUUAACCCAUUACAACCUAAUGCGUAUACAACGAGACCUGCUGUCAUAAAUCCUUUGCUGAGAUCUUCUAUAGAACAACUGCAAGGAGGCUAUCAAUUACCAACGAUGGCAAUCACAUCAUCUACCACCGAAGGUCUCUUUAAUGUCAAUCAAUUGUCACCCACUUCAUUAACUCCUAACGUUUUUUCACCGAUUAAUAUGCCGUUCACAAACUCGUUCACAAAUAUAUCAUCAGUCCCUGCGGCUACUCCACCUUACAUCAAUAAUAUUCAACAACCAACACCGCCGCCUCGUUCUAAUAUGUCUGCAUCUUCAAAUGGUCAAUUAAAAGUUCUUUCCGGGUUAGAACUGAGCGAAGCCACUUCAGCCAUACGCAAAAUUGACCAGGAACGCAAAAAACUUACAUCUUACCCCGAGCCAAUGGGACUCAGUGACCAAGACAAAAGAGCCAUAUCGGAAACAAUUAAAUCACUUGUACCAAUGUCCAAAAAGCUUGACGAGUAUCUUCCGUACUUAUGGCAUAUUUAUAAGUCGAAAAAUAGUAUUACUCGCAUUUUGAACUUGAAACAAAUGGUUCAAGAUUCACAGCAAGCACUUUCCAUAGGGAAGUUCUAUAUGGAUUUGGCAUCUGUAGAAAAAUUAUAUAUUGAAUUUAAAACGAUCCUUGAAGCGUCGGAAAAAAGCCGAAGAGGGGAGAUAAUAAGUAAUCCAUUUCCGACCCCACUUCCUGCGCCAAGGCAUGCUAAUAAAAUAUCAACCGCAAUCACUAAUAUUCCUAAUCUAAAUGUCACAAAUCAAAAGCUUGUAACUGACGUAAUGACUAAUCAAAAUACUGGGAUGAAUACAAAUCAGAUGGGAAAUGCACCAAAUAAGAAUUUACAAACUACCACCAAUACUAGAGGACGCGGAAACGCUUAUGAAAAAGUGGCGUCUGUUGUACCCGUGCUACAAUCAAUGCAUGAUGCUGAAUCGCUAGGUGUAGAUAUAACAGGUGGGAAUAAUCCAAAGAGACGACGUUUAGAUGUCGAAAAAUUAGUGCAACCUAUUCAAGAGAACUUGAAUGCCAUUACUACCCAUGUAACACCCCUUGACAUUACUCACAGUCCAGUCCCAGUCGGCUUUACUGCGCAAGCCAUGAGUACAUCAAUUUUUAGUCAAGCAAUGGCCUCGCUUCCAGUUGACGAUAACGGUGAUUACACUGACGUUGAGGAUGAAAAAUAUCCUCCAAUUGAAUCUCUCUUUGAUCGUCAGGUUACUCGGGAAAAGCAACGUCAAUCGUUUCAACGAUUGCAAGAGGCUUUGUUGAAUUCUGAGACUGAGAAAGACGUCACUAAAACGAAGAGUGAUAAUGAAAUUUCUAUUGAUCCAAAAAGUCUAACAAUAAAUCCUGCACGCUGUCUAUUAGAUGGUCCAGACCCGAUUCCAGAAUCAGCAGAAAAUAAAUUGCUGGUAUCCAGUCUUCGUGGUGCUUGUUAA
Ambispora gerdemannii is the source of this 2406-nucleotide messenger RNA. Lineage: Eukaryota; Fungi; Glomeromycota; Glomeromycetes; Archaeosporales; Ambisporaceae. The record is from the annotation of a GenBank genome assembly.